Molecule: messenger RNA, 6642 nt
Organism: Chrysochloris asiatica (Cape golden mole)
Lineage: Eukaryota; Metazoa; Chordata; Mammalia; Afrosoricida; Chrysochloridae
Gene: KIF21A
Product: kinesin family member 21A
Exons: 38
Coding region: 412-5436 (1674 amino acids)
Biological process (GO): microtubule-based movement; mitotic spindle organization
Molecular function (GO): microtubule binding; ATP binding; microtubule motor activity
Source: RefSeq, a predicted model, not a curated record
CCGAGGAGCCCUGGCGGGCGUGGAGUCCCGGUCCCCGCCACUGGGAGGCCGCGUCCCCACUGGAGGGGGCAGGGCGUGAUUUCUCAGCCGCCAGGCGGCCGCAGGCUGCCUGCUUGCUCCUUCGCUGAGGUGCUAGCAGUUCCAGCGCGCUUGUCCCCGCCCCCGAUCCUUGAGGGGGGAGGGGAUAGUGGAAGAGAAGGGGCGGGCGCCCGCCAGCGGUGAAUCACCUCCUCCUCCUGCCUCAGCGCCACCGCCACCUUUCCAUUCAGUCUCAACAUGGCUGGAGCGCGGCGGAGGUGAGCCGGUCGCCCCCUGCCGCCCCAGCCUCCUGCGCUCGAGCGCUGCGGCUCCAGCGGCGCCUCAGCUCUGCGGUGCCGAGGCCCAGGGGCCAGCCCAUCACCCGCCGCCAGCAUGUGGAGCACCUCGGACGAGAGCUCCGUGCGAGUGGCUGUCAGAAUAAGGCCACAGCUUGCCAAAGAAAAGAUUGAAGGAUGCCAUAUUUGUACAUCUGUUACACCAGGAGAACCUCAGGUCUUCCUAGGGAAGGAUAAAGCCUUUACUUUUGACUAUGUAUUUGACAUUGACUCUCAGCAAGAGCAGAUCUACUCUCAGUCUAUAGAAAAACUGAUUGAAGGUUGUUUUGAAGGAUAUAAUGCUACAGUUUUUGCUUAUGGACAAACUGGAGCUGGAAAAACAUACACCAUGGGGACAGGAUUUGACGUUAACAUCACUGAGGAAGAACAGGGUAUUAUUUCUCGUGCCGUUAAACAUCUUUUCAAGAGUAUUGAAGAUAAAAAACACACUGCAAUUAAAAAUGGACUUCCUCCUCCAGAUUUUAAAGUGAAUGCCCAAUUCUUAGAGCUCUAUAAUGAAGAGGUUCUUGACCUAUUUGAUACUACUCGUGAUAUUGAUGCAAAAAAUAAAAAGUCAAAUAUAAGAAUUCAUGAAGAUUCAACUGGAGGAAUUUAUACUGUGGGCGUCACAACACGUAAUGUGAAUACAGAAUCAGAGAUGAUGCAGUGUUUGAAGUUGGGUGCUUUAUCACGGACUACUGCUAGUACCCAGAUGAAUGUUCAGAGCUCUCGGUCACAUGCCAUUUUUACCAUUCACUUGUGUCAAACCAGAAUGUGUCCCCAGACAGAUGCUGAAAAUGCAACUGAUAAUAAGAUGAUUUCUGAAUCAUCAGAGAUGAAUGAAUUUGAGACCCUGACUGCAAAAUUCCAUUUUGUGGAUCUGGCAGGAUCAGAAAGAUUGAAGCGUACUGGUGCUACUGGAGAGCGGGCAAAAGAAGGCAUUUCCAUCAACUGUGGACUGUUGGCACUUGGCAAUGUAAUAAGUGCACUGGGAGACAAGAGCAAAAGGGCUACCCAUGUUCCCUAUAGAGAUUCCAAGCUAACAAGACUUCUACAGGACUCCCUUGGGGGUAAUAGCCAAACAAUCAUGAUAGCGUGUGUCAGCCCUUCAGACAGAGAUUUUAUGGAAACUUUAAACACCCUGAAAUAUGCCAAUCGAGCUAGAAAUAUCAAGAACAAGGUGAUGGUCAAUCAGGACAGAGCUAGUCAGCAAAUCAACGCACUCCGUAGUGAGAUCACGCGACUUCAGAUGGAGCUCAUGGAGUAUAAAACAGGUAAAAGAAUAAUUGAUGAGGAAGGCGUGGAAAGCAUCAACGACAUGUUUCAUGAAAAUGCCAUGCUACAGACAGAAAAUAAUAAUCUGCGUGUAAGAAUCAAAGCCAUGCAAGAGACAGUUGAUGCUUUGAGGACUAGAAUCACACAGCUUGUUAGUGAUCAGGCCAACCAGGUUCUUGCCAGAGCAGGUGAAGGGAAUGAGGAGAUUAGUAAUAUGAUACACAGUUACAUCAAAGAAAUUGAAGAUCUCAGGGCAAAAUUAUUAGAAAGUGAAGCAGUGAAUGAAAAUCUUCGAAAAAACCUGACAAGAGCCACAGCAAGAUCGCCAUAUUUCAGUGGAUCAUCAGCUUUCUCUCCAUCUAUCCUAUCCUCAGACAAAGAAACCAUUGAAGUUAUAGAUCUAGCUAAAAAAGAUUUAGAGAAGCUAAAGCGGAAAGAAAAAAAGAAGAAACGAAGGCUACAGAAACUUGAGGAAAGCAAUCGAGAAGAAAUAAGUGUAACUGGGAAAGAGGAUAAUACUGACACUGACCAAGAGAAGAAAGAAGAAAAAGGUGUUUUAGAAAGAGAAAACAAUGAAUUAGAAGUGGAAGAAGGUCAAGAAGUAAGUGAUCAUGAGGAUGAGGAAGAAGAAGAUGAUGAUGAGGAAGAUGACAUUGAAGGGGGUGAAAGUUCUGACGAAUCAGAUUCUGAAUCAGAUGAAAAAGCCAAUUAUCAAGCCGACUUAGCAAACAUUACUUGUGAAAUUGCAAUCAAGCAAAAGCUGAUUGAUGAGUUAGAGAACAGCCAAAAAAGACUGCAGACGCUGAAAAAGCAGUAUGAAGAGAAGCUAAUGAUGCUGCAACAUAAAAUUAGGGACACUCAGCUUGAAAGAGACCAAGUGCUUCAAAACUUAGGCUCAGUGGAAUCUUAUUCAGAAGAAAAAGCAAAAAAAGUUAAGUCUGAAUAUGAAAAGAAACUCCAAGCCAUGAAUAAGGAACUGCAGAGACUUCAGACGGCCCAGAAAGAACAUGCAAGGCUGCUCAAAAACCAAUCCCAGUAUGAAAAGCAGCUGAAAAAAUUACAACAGGAUGUGAUGGAAAUGAAAAAGACAAAGGUUCGCCUAAUGAAACAAAUGAAAGAAGAACAAGAGAAGGCCAGAUUGACAGAGUCUAGAAGAAACAGAGAGAUUGCCCAGUUGAAAAAGGAUCAACGUAAGAGAGAUCAUCAGCUUAGACUUCUGGAAGCCCAAAAAAGAAAUCAAGAAGUGGUUCUUCGUCGCAAAACGGAAGAGGUCACAGCUCUUCGUCGGCAAGUAAGGCCCAUGUCAGAUAAAGUGGCUGGAAAAGUCUCUCGGAAGCUGAGCUCAUCUGAUUCCCCUGUUCAAGACACAGGUUCCAGUGCAGCUGCUACAGAAACAGAUGGGUCAAGGGCAGCAGCCCAACAGAAAAUGAGAAUUCCUGUGGCAAGAGUCCAGGCCUUGCCAACGGCCACAACAAAUGGAACCAGAAAAAAAUAUCAGAGGAAAGGGUUGACUGGCCGAGUGUUUACUUCUAAGACAGCACGCAUGAAGUGGCAGCUUCUUGAACGUAGGGUCACAGAUAUCAUCAUGCAAAAAAUGACUAUUUCCAAUAUGGAGGCUGAUAUGAAUAGACUUCUCAAGCAACGGGAAGAACUCACAAAAAGACGAGAGAAACUUUCAAAAAGAAGGGAAAAGAUAGUGAAGGAGAAUGGAGAGGGAGAUAAAAAUGUGGUUAACAUCAAUGAGGAGAUGGAGUCACUAACUGCUAAUAUAGAUUACAUCAAUGACAGUAUUUCUGAUUGUCAAGCCAACAUCAUGCAAAUGGAAGAAGCAAAGGAAGAAGGUGAGACAUUGGAUGUCACUGCUGUCAUUAACGCUUGCACACUCACAGAAGCCCGAUACCUGCUAGAUCACUUCCUAUCAAUGGGCAUCAAUAAGGGUCUUCAGGCUGCCCAGAAAGAGGCUCAAAUUAAAGUACUUGAAGGUCGCCUGAAACAAACUGAAAUAACUAGUGCCACACAAAACCAGCUCUUAUUUCAUAUGUUGAAAGAGAAAGCAGAAUUAAAUCCUGAGCUAGAUGCAUUACUCGGCCAUGCUUUACAAGAUCUAGAUAGCGUACCAGUAGAGAAUCUAGAGGAAAGUACUGAUGAAGAUGCACCUUUAAACAGUCCAGGAUCAGAAGGAAGCAUACUGUCUUCAGACCUUAUGAAGCUUUGUGGUGAAGUGAAGCCUAAGAACAAGGCCCGAAGGAGAACCACCACUCAAAUGGAGUUGCUGUAUGCAGAUAGCAGUGAACUAGCUUCAGACACUAGUACAGGAGAUGCCUCCUUGCCUGGCCCUCUUACACCUGUUGCCGAAGGGCAAGAGAUUGGAAUGAAUACAGAGACCAGUGGUACUUCUGCUAGGGAAAAAGAGCUCUCACCCCCAUCUGGCUUACCUUCUAAGAUAGGCAGCAUUUCCAGACAGCCAUCUCUAUCAGAAAAAAAAAUACCAGAGCCUUCCCCUACAUCAAGGAGAAAGACAUAUGAGAAAGCAGAAAAAUCAAAGACCAAGGAGCAGAAACACUCAGAUUCUGGAACCUCCGAGGCUAGUCUUUCACCUCCUUCUUCCCCACCAAGCCGGCCCCGUAAUGAACUGAAUGUUUUUAAUCGUCUUACUGUUUCACAGGGAAACACAUCAGUUCAGCAGGAUAAGUCUGAUGAAAGUGACUCCUCUCUCUCGGAGGUACACAGAUCCUCCAGAAGGGGCAUAAUCAACCCAUUUCCUGCCUCAAAAGGGAUCAGAGCUUCUCCACUUCAAUGUAUCCACAUAGCUGAAGGACAUACAAAAGCUGUACUCUGUGUAGAUUCUACUGAUGAUCUCCUGUUCACUGGAUCAAAAGAUCGUACAUGUAAAGUAUGGAAUCUGGUGACUGGGCAGGAGAUAAUGUCAUUGGGUGGUCAUCCCAACAAUGUCGUAUCUGUAAAAUACUGUAAUUAUACAAGUUUGGUCUUCACCGUUUCAACAUCUUAUAUUAAGGUGUGGGAUAUCAGAGAUUCAGCAAAGUGCAUUCGAACGCUGACGUCUUCAGGUCAAGUUACUCUUGGGGAUGCUUGUUCUGCAAGUACCAACCGGACAGUUGCUAUUCCUUCUGGAGAGAACCAGAUCAAUCAAAUUGCACUAAACCCAACUGGCACUUUCCUCUACGCAGCUUCUGGAAAUGCUGUCAGAAUGUGGGAUCUUAAGAGGUUUCAGUCUACAGGAAAGUUAACAGGACAUCUCGGUCCUGUCAUGUGUCUUACUGUCGACCAGAUUUCCAAUGGACAAGAUCUCAUCGUCACUGGUUCCAAGGAUCAUUACAUCAAAAUGUUUGAUGUAACUGAAGGGGCUCUUGGAACUGUGAGUCCUACCCACAAUUUUGAACCUCCUCAUUAUGAUGGCAUUGAAGCCCUAACUAUUCAAGGAGAUAAUCUCUUUAGCGGGUCCAGAGACAAUGGAAUCAAGAAAUGGGAUUUAGCUCAAAAAGACCUUCUUCAGCAAGUUCCUAAUGCACAUAAGGACUGGAUCUGUGCCCUGGGAGUGGUGCCAGGCCACCCAGUUUUGCUCAGUGGCUGCAGAGGGGGCAUUUUGAAACUCUGGAACGUGGAGACUUUUGUGCCAGUUGGAGAGAUGAAGGGUCACGACAGUCCUAUCAAUGCUAUAUGUGUUAAUUCCAGCCACGUGUUCACUGCAGCUGAUGAUCGAACUGUGAGAAUUUGGAAGGCUCGCAAUUUACAAGAUGGCCAGAUCUCUGACACGGGAGAUUUGGGGGAAGACAUUGCCAGUAAUUAAACAAGAAUGAAGAUACUCAUAAACUGAAAACUGUGAUAAUAUUCUGUAUGUCCUUUAUGAAAAAUAUUGUUCUGCAUUUACUAGGCAAAAACUUAUGAAUGGGAUUAACUGGAAAAUAUAUCUGAAUCCAACUGCUGAAUAUAAAUGGUAUUCUAAUAAAAUUGUGUCUCUCCUCUGUGUUUAACUUUAGUAUCUACUGAUGCAUACAUAUCCUACAAUUGAUAUGCUGCUUGAUGUGUACUCUUAUUGUGGCUGGAUUUUUGUGCCUAGCUAUUAAAAACAAGAUGGAACACCUUCAAAUUAUUUAAAUGACAAGAUGUCUGCUUUUGCAACAGUCAGAAAAUACAUCUGGAAUACAAUGCAACCCACUGUUAACACAUUCAUAUAAUCAGUUCAGAUAAUGUGUGUAUUUAUAUACCUAUACAUAUAUAUAUAUUAUAUUGGGAAUAUUAGUCAAAUUGUAGUCUUCUUGUCUGUAAUUUAAAUCAGUCUACAGAAGGUUCCCAAAUUCCAUAGCUCUCUGAAUGUAAUGGGGGAAAAAAAAGAUGUGAAAAUAUUACUGAUGAUGUUUUCAUAAAGUGGAAUUGACCCUAAUCUACUAACAAAGAAUGUCAAGCAGUUUGUAUUACUAUUGAUGUUUACUUGUAUUGACCAAAGUUUUGUGCUAUAUUCUGUGCUCAGGACUAAACUGCUGUUGAGUUGUUUUAUUAGUGCUGUGCAUACCUUCUGUGAUGGUCAACACUUUUGAUGUCCUAACAGAAAAAUAUUUUGAUCUAUUUUCCUAUGGAGUUGUUUCUAUUAUUACCUUUUAAUUUCAUUUUUAUUUAAUAGUAGCGUUUCCUUCCCCUUUUAUCUAAUUUUUUAUAUGCUGCUAAAUAUAUUUUAAAUACACUAUGUUUGCAAACCUUAGUAGCUAGGAUGAGAACUAUAUCAUCUGAAGUGGGAAAAGCUAUGUAAAUAGUUAGGUUGUAACUAGAGAAUGUCUUACAUUGUACCUGUAUGAAUUUUUAAAUGCUGUAGAUUGGAUUUUGAGAAAGAUUGUGUAAUUAUCUGCUCAGAACAUUAAUUUGCAAUCCUGCAAAUUUAAUUUUUAUGUAUAUGAAUUAACUUUGAAAAUAUUGUCUUAGGUAUUCCCCCCUCACCCUGAAAGUAUUUGCUUGUAAAUGAAAGGCUUAGCUAGAGCUUAAAUAAACAUGUUGCCAUGAA